Messenger RNA from Phycomyces blakesleeanus NRRL 1555(-), 1364 nucleotides. Its product is annotated as carbohydrate esterase family 16 protein. The coding region runs from base 100 to 1188 and encodes 362 amino acids. Gene Ontology annotation, molecular function: hydrolase activity, acting on ester bonds. The record is from RefSeq and is a predicted model, not a curated record. The transcript has 5 exons. Lineage: Eukaryota; Fungi; Mucoromycota; Mucoromycetes; Mucorales; Phycomycetaceae.
GCCGAUUGAGCGUAUAAGAAUCCCCAGAAACCACACGGUCCCUCUUCUUUCAGUCCCGUCCCCAAUUCAACAUAUUCAACACUAAACAAGCGUCUCAUAAUGUCCAAGCCAGACUAUCUUUUUGUUUACGGUGACUCUUACUCUGAUCUUAGCGAAAGAACCCGCAAAUCAAACGGCCCUCUUUGGAGUGAACAACUAUCAGAUGCUUGGGGGACAAAGCUCAGAAGUUAUGCUGAAUCUGCAGCCCUGACCUGUCCUACUCCUGGUUCUUCGUCAGAUCUAUCCAAGCAAUUUAAAGCAGCCAAGGCUCUCGCAACUGCCAAUAAAAACAGCUUACACGCAAUAUUCUUCGGAAUCACAGAUGUCGCAGGUGCCCAAGAUAAGACAGUGAAGUCACUAUUGAACUGUGUAAAAGACCAGGUGGCUGAACUGGAAGCAUUAGAUCCUACCAGUCGAAUUCUAUUGUUCGGUCUUCCUCCUUUAGAAUACUCCCCUUAUUAUUCAAACAGUACACACAAGAGCAAGGUUAAACAAAGAGUCUCGGAGUUCAAUGUCGGGCUGGAGGAUGCUGUGAAUGACUGGACAAGUGAGACACAGUUGAAUAUCGCAUUCGUAGACAAUUCUGGAUUAUUCAGUUAUGUUCUGGGAGAUCCUGAAGGAUACAAUGUGGAAAAUGUAGAAGAAGCAUAUUGGGAGACCUGCCAAGGCAGAUGUUCCGACCCAAUUGACAGUUAUUUAUGGUGGGAUCAAUUACAUAUGACAGGAGCUGGACAUCGAGCUAUGGCAGAAAAUAUCAUUAGUAGUAACCCUUUUUCAUUGCCCACAACUCCAAAAUCCACACCACCGGCUGCACCUAUUGCACCCCCUCCAAUCACACCGUCACCUCCUAAGUCUGCACCCAAGGAUUCGACGUCAAAUAACAUUCCUUCAACACACAACUCAAAUCUUGAUGAUUAUGUAUCUUCACCCCACUCAUAUCCAGACACCACAAACGACUCGGCGGAUUUCAACGUGGAUGGCAGCGUUGACCAUUCUGCUUACUAUCCAUGGCUAUUCAUUGUGCUAUUUAUCUUGAUGCUGGUAUUAGUAUUCCGCAGAAACAGAAUCAUCAAUACCUUCUCUUCUUACUGGAAGGCUAGACGAUCUAACGCUCCUGCUACAAAGACCACCGAAUACUCUCCUGUUUAAAUCCAGCCGUACAUCAAUUAGCAUAAACUCAAACAACCACAGUCUACAUAUAUAUAUUGAUAUUUUAUCAGAGCCAGUAAAUAAAUAAAUUAACAAAAACAAUACCAGCACAAAAUGCAGAAUAUAAUAAAAAUCAUAUUUUGCUUUCUGGAUCCUUUUUUGUAUGAAUCAUUUUU